AUGCGAGCGGUACUGCCAGGGAGACCCCCAGCGAAGCUCCAGUCGUUCAGCACGGCGCUGUGGGAUGGGCUUCGCGUGAUUGCGUACAUCUCCGGCCAUGCGCUGGUCAUCCUCGGCGGUCCGCAGACGCUCCUCCAAACGAUCUACGUCGAUGAUACCGAAAAACUCGAGGCUGUGGCCUUUGACGAGGCCUCCGGGAAGAUUGCUGUGUGUGGAGGACCGGAUGUCUUCAUAUACCAGCCAUACGGCGUUCAGGGCGAGACACUGAAGUGGUCUCUGGCUUGCACUUUCCGCGCCGGCGAUGAUGAUGAAUCCAUUCAUACCCUGUCGUGGGGUUCGUCGAACGAGUUGCUAGUUGGCAACUCUCGCCUUGCGCUUUGGAUGCUGAAUGACACACCCCGCCUAGUGUGGAAAAAGAAGCUCGCCACCCCGGUCAAAUUCGCCCAAUUCUCCCCCGACGCAGCCUUGAUGGUGACGGUUGGACAUUAUGACCGCUUGGUCAAGGUAUGGAGACGACUUGCCUUCGGCGAGGAUGAAGUGCGGUUCGAAGUUUCGUAUCUUCCUCAUCCGGAUGUGGUCACUGGGAUACAUUGGCGGCGGCCGUAUCAUCGAGAACAAUCAGUCGACAAUGUCCUGUAUUCCCUGUGCGCCGACAACAAGAUCCGGGUAUGGGCUGUGACGGACCACCAUGCCCUUUCGCCUUUGCAGUUGUGGGCGGACAUUGACAUGGGACUUUCAGUCCAGCCCCGCGAUGCAUUCAAUGUGGACCAAGGACCGCAAAGGCGUUACGGCUUUUUCCUGGACGGCCGUGACUUCUGCAGUGCGACGGAGAGAGCUGUAGAGCGAAACACAGGCAAUAAGGAAAACCACGCCUUGGAACAUAUCAUCGAAGUUGCCAAGCAGAGUCCAGAGAUAUGCGUCGUGAUUGACGGCCAGGGCCAUAUGUCUGCAUGGGCUUUGGAAGAUGUGGGCUCCAAGGUAAAAACUAAGCUGAGCGUGUUCAACGUUCUGCACGUCGAGGGACUAGAAUUCGGGUUCAUGUCAAACCUGUCUGCGGAAGAAGACUAUGCUCAAAUCUGUGCGUUCCAAAGUAACCUAACCGAAGAUAAACUCAGCGUUGUGGUCCAUCACUUUGACGGCCGAGUUGAAUGGUAUGACUCGCAGGUGGAUGUUCUUUUCGAUCCCACUCCUCGCAAGAACCGGAUUGCCCCAAGAGCAUCCUGGUCUGGACAUACCGCGCCGGUCAAAAAGAUUGUGCGAAAUGCUGUCGGUGACACUCUUGUGUCACGCACGAAUGAGAAUAAGGCCAUGAUAUGGCGGCAGAAGAGACGGAAAAGUGGCUUGAUGCUCCUGCAUAAAAGCAUCCUUUUCUCUGAUGAGCACAUCCAUCGGACAUGUAUCAUUGAGAAUAGCAGCCUCCUCGUCAAUCUUCAUCACAACGGGAUCUCGUUGUGGGAUUUCAGCUCUUAUCACGCGACGAGGCUUGCACAUCUCCCCUUUACGUUGUCGAGUAAGCCCCUGUGUGUGCUCCCGCUUCCCACCCCAGAGACAAGUUCAAAAGUGGCAUAUGUAGCAACUGUUGGGGCCGAUAUGCAGGGCAUUGCAUUCGAAAUCCGAUGGUCUACAGCGCAAGACUGCCACCUGCGGAAAUUCUGCACCUUUGAGAUGGGCCUGAAGGAAGACUUAGCCUACAUCCUCCCAGUGGAUCCUGCCGGUCCGAAAGCCAAACAUUCUGGAUUCUUUGACGCCUUCUCUCCGGAUAUUGCCCUGUCUUAUACUCACAGCGGUGUCGUGCGAACUUGGAGUGCAAAAGUCGACCAGGCGAACGCUAAAGUCGAGUGGCUGCUGAAGUCGACGGUGGAUACAGGCAUUGAGAAUCCUUCGCUGGCCAGUGGAAGCACCAUCCGCAAAGCUGCGUUGGUCGAUGCGGACCGCACCCACCUGACAAUCUGGGAUACCAACAAUGCUCAGCUAGAGUUCGAAGAGCAUUUCGCCCAGCAUGAUAUAAUCCGGGACCUCGACUGGACUUCGACCCCGGACAUGCAAUCCAUUCUUGCUGUUGGGUUCCCCCACAAGGUUGUACUACUAUCCCAGCUUCGUUAUGACUAUUUAGAUGCCCAGCCCGCGUGGACCCAGAUCCGAGAAAUCUGGAUCCGCGAUCUCACUCCACAUCCCAUUGGCGACUCGUGCUGGCUCACAAAUGGCCACCUCGUGAUUGGUGCAGGUAACCAGUUGUUUGUAUAUGACAAAGACAUUGAUGUUGGUGACCGCCUUGUCUCCGGCCUUCGCAUCCCAUCCCGUGGACUAUCAUCCGUCGAUCUUUUCGAUGUGGUCAGUCGCCUGAAUGGCCCAUUGCCCGUCUUCCACCCACAGUUCUUGGCACAGUGUAUACUCGCCGGGAAGACCAGCCUAGUGCAUUCCAUUUUGACCAGACUGCACCGAAAACUGAAAUUUUACACCGAAGGCGAUGACCUGGACGGAUUCCUGGAGGUGCCGCUCGAAGACUUCUACGAGGAAAGGAACGCCAGCCAGCAGGCAGCUGCGAAGGAGAUGCGCUCUUCCUAUACGGACGCAGCGGUUGCAGAGGAGCUAUCAUUCGUUAUGGACGAAAGCACCGCGCAAGCCCUGAAUGAGAAUCUCGCCCGGAUCGCCCUACCACAAAUAUCCAGCCAUGAGCAGUUCCGCCUUGUUGACACUAUUGAGUGCGUUGCGACGGUCGAAAAGCACCGACGGUCGAUGGAUGACAAUGCAGCACGCUAUCUCCUCUUCUUCCGACAGCACAUGCUAAGAAGGAGUCAGGGUGUCGCGAAUAAAGGCACAGUCUCCUGGCGAGAGAUUGUUUGGGCUUUUCACAGUGGUAGCCAGGACAUAUUGGCAGACCUGAUCUCACGUCAAUUCAAUGCUUUGAAAGCACAAUUCGAAAUAGUUGCUCGGAAUGAAUAUGGCAAAACGGAAGAAAGGAAUCCGAUCGACUGUACUCUCUACUACCUCGCCCUCGGAAAGAAAAAUAUCCUUCAAGGUCUAUGGCGAAUUGCUCACUGGCAUCGUGAACAAGCCGCCACCCAACGUCUGCUAGCGAAUAACUUCAAGGAAGCAAGAUGGAGGACUUCUGCUCUCAAGAACGCUUAUGCCUUGCUUGGGAAACGGCGAUUUGGUAAGCUCCACACUCACCGUGCUGGACAAGCUCAUUCACCAACAGCUAACACCGUCGAAGAAUAUGCCGCAUCAUUCUUCCUGCUUGCGGAUCACCUCCGCGAUGCCACAAACGUGAUCGCCAACCAGAUGGGUGAUCUCCAGCUCGCAGUCGCGGUCGCACGAGUUUAUGAAGGAGAUAAUGGACCCGUCUUCCGGGAAAUCCUGGAAGAAAGAGUUCUCCCUGCAGCAGCAUCGGAGGGCAACCGAUGGAUGGCUUCCUGGGCUUUCUGGAUGCUGGGACGACGGGACAUGGCCGUGCGGUCACUCAUUUCCCCGAUCGAGACGCUCCUGUCACCAACCCCUGCCUCUCCUGGAAGUCCGGGGCGCGUGACUCUCCAGGCCAAAUCGUACCUCUCCAACGACCCUGCCCUAGUCGUGCUCUACCAGCAGCUUCGCGAGAAGACCCUCCAAACACUCAAGGGUGCCUCACAGGUUCGACCACGCGAAGAAUGGGAGUUCGUUCUCCGCAACGCCCGUCUCUACGACCGGAUGGGCUGCGACCUCCUCGCUCUGGACCUUGUGCGAGGCUGGGAAUUCCUCGGUGGCCCACCCACCUCGAAGACAUUGCAGACUCAACCCGCUCUCGAGUUUCAGUUCCAGGACGGCGGUGUCGAUUACAGAAAGCUGCUUCGCCGGCGGAGCAGCCUCGUUGUCGCUGAUAUGCCAGUCCGUCUCGCCGAGCUUGCAGAUGCGAAGAAGUCCUCGGCUCCCGAGGGCAGGGAGAAGCAGCAGCAGAAACCGAAGCCACCUCCAACCAUGUUCCAUGAGCCUGAUGCUAACUCGUUGCUGGAUAGUUUUGGUUUCUAA
Messenger RNA from Penicillium canariense, 4002 nucleotides. RefSeq lists its product as uncharacterized. Gene Ontology annotation, biological process: vacuolar acidification. Gene Ontology annotation, cellular component: RAVE complex. The coding region runs from base 1 to 4002 and encodes 1333 amino acids. The record is from RefSeq and is a predicted model, not a curated record. The transcript is spliced from 6 exons. Gene Ontology annotation, molecular function: protein binding. Lineage: Eukaryota; Fungi; Ascomycota; Eurotiomycetes; Eurotiales; Aspergillaceae.